This is a messenger RNA of Pogona vitticeps (central bearded dragon), 424 nucleotides long. It is a transcript of the gene ATP5F1E, whose product is annotated as ATP synthase F1 subunit epsilon. Gene Ontology annotation, biological process: proton motive force-driven mitochondrial ATP synthesis. The record is from RefSeq and is a predicted model, not a curated record. Gene Ontology annotation, molecular function: proton-transporting ATP synthase activity, rotational mechanism. Gene Ontology annotation, cellular component: mitochondrial inner membrane. NCBI's taxonomy places the organism in Eukaryota, Metazoa, Chordata, Lepidosauria, Squamata, Agamidae.
CUGUUUCCGGGUCUUGGAAAUGCUUCCGAGUUACGCCGGAUCUUGUCAGGGUCGAGCGGUUUGAUUGCUCCCGACCUUGCGGGUUUAGACGAGAGGAAAGCCGGUCGCGGUUGGGCCGUUCAGUAGCCAUGGUGUCGUACUGGAGACAGGCUGGGCUCAGUUACAUCCGGUAUUCUCAGAUCUGUGCCAAGGCAGUAAGAGAUGCGUUAAAACCACAGUUUAAAGCAGAAGCAGAGAAAGUAGCAGGAGCAAAUGUAAAAGUAGUGAAAACAAAAAAAGAAUGACAUGCAGGGCCUGAUCUCUAAUGGAGAAAACGCUGACUCAUGGAAUUGCCCUUCUUCACAACCUAACGACUUUCUGUUUUGUGAAAUUUCUCUGCAAUUAUGUAAAUCAACAUGUCAAUAAAUAGAACUUUGUGAAAAUA